Molecule: messenger RNA, 961 nt
Organism: Drosophila suzukii
Lineage: Eukaryota; Metazoa; Arthropoda; Insecta; Diptera; Drosophilidae
Source: RefSeq, a predicted model, not a curated record
GUUCUCAUUCCGUUUUCGAGCUGGAUAGGUCUCUCGCCUCCAGUAUCGUGUUUCUCAAAAUUCCAUUUGAUUUCCAUCUAAAUUCCAUCUAAAUUUCUCCGGCCUACAAAUUUUGGAUAUCCAUUUCGGUAAAAAGUUCAAAAAUUGUUAGCUUCAGAAUGGCAAUUAGUGGUGUGAAUCCCUCUCGGGCCCUGCUCCUCCGUCCCGCCGCAAUGGUAAAGGGUGCGGUGAACAGCUGUGUGCGAUUCGCUUCUGGUUGUGAGAAGGGUGAGGGAGAAAACCGAUGCCCCAAGGUGCUGACCAAGUUCCCCUGCGGAAAACCCGAUAUCCAGGCGCCACCCAAGAAGAAGCCCAAGAUGGUUCAGUCGGUGUCGAUGUGGCUCAAUCCAUUCUGCGAUCCCGAUGACACCACUUGUCCGUUCAAUCCACGCUUCGAUGACAUCUACUACGUGGAGUCGGACAAGGCCAAGCGAAAGUACUGGCAGACGUGGGUGGCCUGUCCGCCCAUCCAGAUCAAACCCAAGAAGAUUUGCUGUUUUGCCAAGGCCAAGCCGGCGCCCAUCAAGCGCAGGAAGCCCUCGGCCAAGCCCUCCACAGCGUGUCCCCAGCCCUGUCCCGAUAAAACGGAGGAGGACUGCCCCCGGCUGGCGCGUCGCUGCCAUCGCGAUGGUCGUCGACCUCCGUCGUGCAAGCGGGAAAGGGGACCUCUGCCCUGUGUGAAGCCCCGUACCCCGUAUCCCUCUUUCUCCGAGUGCCAGCGCCUCAGGCCCGGCGCCCUGCCCUUGAAGGAGUGCACCUGCCUGGUGAAACCGAUGCUCUGCGAGGUUUGGGCCGAGUUUCGCCGUAGAGCCAUUUGCAAGAAAAAUAACUAAGGAGAUCCCGAGAUUCUGAAGCAUUUAAAAAUUUUUAUUUUGUUUAGAAAAUUAAAAUUGUUAUUUCCUGAGUGACUGGAGGACAAAAA